Molecule: messenger RNA, 1032 nt
Organism: Solanum verrucosum
Lineage: Eukaryota; Viridiplantae; Streptophyta; Magnoliopsida; Solanales; Solanaceae
Product: probable inactive poly [ADP-ribose] polymerase SRO2
Exons: 6
Coding region: 43-993 (316 amino acids)
Molecular function (GO): NAD+ poly-ADP-ribosyltransferase activity
Source: RefSeq, a predicted model, not a curated record
AAAAUUAAUGUUGACAAAAUCUUAGGUUAGAUAUUUCACGAGAUGGAUCAACUUGGAGAUGAUGAUCAAGUUUCCAUGACAGUAGAGAACCGUGAAAUAUUGUUCUCUUCUGAUUCCGAAGUUGAGUCUCCUAAUCCGAUGUUGAAUUGUCACUUCAGGUCGUUGAAGAGAAAUGGAAUAAUCAAACUAGAAGAACGUGACCAAGAGCAUGAUUUGAUCAAGGCAGGUUUUCUUAGUGGAAUGGGACAAUUGGGAAAUGAAAUUGAAGUUGUGGCUAUACACAAAAAUUCACGUUCAACUAUAUUGGGGCAAGCGAGGUCAGAAAGUUUUAGUAUUUAUUCCGAAGCAAUGUGGAAAAAAUGUGGUGGAGAUGCUAAUAUUAAAUAUGCUUGGAUUGGUUCUUCCAAAGAUGAAAUUUGUAAAAUUAUUUCACAUGGAUUUUCUACAAUUAUGGAACCAAAAUCUGGAGAUUGUUUUGGCAAUGGUGUUCAUCUUUAUCCUAGAAACAUCGAUGGGGUAUUUUCGGCAGUGGAAGAUGAGAAUGGAUUAAGACAUAUGUUACUUUGCAGAGUAAUAUUAGGAAAUACAGAAGUAAUUGAGGCUUCAUCCAAACAAUUUCAGCCAACUUGUCAAGAUUUUGACUCUGGGGUUGACAAUUAUUUUGCUCCUAAAACAUACAUUAUUUGGCCUUCUAAUAUGAAUUCUCAUAUUUUACCAAUUUUUCUAGUGAGUUUCAAGGGUCCAUUAUUAUUAGGUAACUCUUCAAAAAUCAAGAAGAUUCCAUUGAAUCCCACACCACGUAUAAAAUUUUCAAAUUUAUUGCGUGUGCUUUCCAAUUUUUUACAUCCUUCAAGAAUGGUUUUGAUCUCAAAGAACUAUGAAGAUUUUCAGAAAAACAAGAUCUCAAAAAUGGUAUUUGUUCAGAAGUUGAGGCAAAUAGCUGGAGAUACUUCACUACUUAAGAGUUGUCAUGAUAUUGUAUCCAAACACUAAGGUAGAGCAAGGGGUCUGACUAUGUUUUUUCCUUAUUUU